GCAGGGUGGGUUAGAUGGUAGGGGCUGCUGAAGGGAGGUGCUUGGAAAGAGAGGCAGAGGGCGGAUAAACUGCAUUGUAUUCGCGAUAACACUUCCAGUCUCCAUUCUGAGGGAAAGGAUUCGUUCCUGAUCAGCCAUGGCUUUAUCAUCCUUAUCUAUGCUAGCCGGUGUUCUAUGUCUCAUCUCACUCACAGGAGGUUUGUAUGUAAGACUUUUCUACCCCAUAUUUAUGUUAUAUAUUUAAUAUUAGAUUAUUGGAGGGUGAGGGGUGUAGAUGAUAAAGAUGAGAAUAAAAUGAGCCACAAGGUGGGCACAUGGUCUAGGGCAGGGCGGGAUGGCUGAGUAUUAUGGGAGUUGCAGUUGUGAACCAUCUGUUGGUCUACCUUUCGACCAUCUCUGCUGGAGACAGACCAUAUGCAGGGCCAUGUGCUCAGGCUGCUACUAGCAAGCAUAGGAGAGAUGGCAUAUAAAGCUCACACACAUAUCAAGUCACCUAAGAACGCAUCUGGCUGUAAAUAUUUUCUGUUGAGAAUCCCCCGUGUUCUAUAGUGCUUAUGUGGACACUUUGUAGAAAUUACAGAUACUGAUAAAAACAUUGGGCAUGGAGGCUGAAAAACAACAGAAACUGGACCCUUAUUCACAUAGUAAGAAACGGACAGUGAUAUUCAGUGACUGGAGGGGUUAAUUCGCCAAACCAGGAAUUGUAGAGAUUUGACGAAAGAUCUGUAAAUUUCAUGCCAAAUGAACUGAGCUGGACAGAUGGUUGAAUCGAAGAAAUGUUCCAGUUUAUCCUAGUAUGGCCUAAACUUGUAAUUCUUGUUUUCAAUUCUCCACAAUUAAGCCUUUGUAGUCUGUAAGAGUAUAUUAAAUGCAGUGGACUGUCCCAUGUUGUAUGAAUGUAUAACUGGCCAUGUGCCUGCAGAUAGUGUAUUCUACAUCUGUAACAAUCUUGCUGUUGCUGAAGAGAACAAAGGUUUCUUUGCUUGUAAUGAUGAACUCAUUCUGCUUUUCCUGGUAAGAAAUUCCCAAACAGUGCUGGGAAGCAAGGCAGGGGAGGUAUCCAGAUGUCUGUUUGAUUCAGAUUAUUAAAGGGAUACUAAAGGCAUCAAAACAACUUGUAAUAAAGCAGUUUUAGACCGUAAGCUUGUUUGAGCAGGGUCCUCUUCAACCUAUCGUUCCUGUAAGUUUUCUUGUAAUUGUCUGAUUUCUAGUUAAAUCCCCCCUCUCAUAAUAUUGUAAAGCGCUACAAAAUCUGUUGGCGCUAUAUAGAAACAUAGAAUGUUACGGCAGAUAAGAACCAUUUGGCCCAUGUAGUCUGCCCAAUUUUCUAAAUACUUUCAUUAGUCCCUAGUCUUAUCUUAUAGUUAGGAUAGCCUUAUGCCUAUCCCACGCAUGCUUAAACUUCUUUACUGUAUUAACCUCUAACACUUCAGAUGGAAGGCUAUUCCAUGCAUCCAAUACCCUCUCAGUAAAGUAAUACCUGAUAUUAUUUUUAAACCUUUGCCCCUCUAAUUUAAGACUAUGUCCUCUUGUUGUGGUAGUUUUUCUUCUUUUAAAUAUUGUCUCCUCCUUUAUUUAUUUAAAUGUUUCUAUCAUAUCCCCCGUCUCAUCUUUCCUCCAAGCUAUACAUGUUAAGUUCCUUUAACCUUUCCUUGUAAGUUUUAUCCUGCAAUGCAUGAACCAGUUUAGUAGCCCUUCUCUGAACCCUCUCUAAGGUAUCAAUAUCCUUCUGAAGAUACGGUCUCCAGUACUGUGUACAAUACUCCAAGUGAGGUCUCACCAGUGUUCUGUACAAUGGCAUGAGCACUUCCCUCUUUCUACUGCUAAUACCUCUCCCUAUACAACCAAACAUUCUGCUAGUAUUUCCUGCUGCUCUAUUACAUUGUCUGCCUACCUUUAAGUCAUCAGAAAUAAUCACCCAUAAAUCCCUUUCCUCAGAUGUUGAGGUUAGGACUUGAUUAAAUAUUCUUUACUCUGCCCUUGGGUUUUUACGUCCAAGAUGCAUUAUCUUGCACUUAUCCACAUUAAAUGUCAGUUGCCACAAUUCUGACCAUUUUUCUAGUUUAACUAAAUCAUUUGUCAUUUGGCUUAUCCCUCCUGGAACAUCAACCCUGUUACAUAUCUUAGUAUCAUCAGCAAAAAGACAUACCUUACCAUCAAGACCUUCUGCAAUAUCACUAAUAAAAAUAUUAAAGAGAAUAAAUGGCAAUAAUAAUAACAGUGUAUAUAUAUCACGCUCCCGCAAUCUCACUGCUCCAUGGUAUGACAUUUCGGAGUUAACUCCUUAAGGAAAGAGGCAAUAGUACACAUUCUGAUCAAAACAAAUUGUAAAUGUAAACAAAAUCUAGAAUUUGCACUAUAUGUCUGUCCAACCAUAAUGUAUCUCUCUUAUUAAGUGCACCCACACUUAUUAUAUAUAAUUUUGUUCAGGGGAAACAAGGCUUUCAUGUCAUAUCAAACAUUUAGAUAUGAAACAUAAUUUAAUAGGUUGUUUUUUUACUGCUCUAAAACACUCAAAUUUGUGUUCAGUAAUGUAUCACGAGUACAACAGUCCCCCCUCCCACCAUGUACAGGUUUUAUGAGGUAAGUGUAAAUCUUUUUUUUUUACUCUCAUCCUUCUGCACUGUUUGCUUGUUGUUGUUUUUUCUCUCUCCCCCUUACUCUGUGAUUCUUACACAAGAUAUGAGAAUGAGAAUGGUGUCUAUUGUCUAUCAGACCUGUGCCUUAUCUGCACUCAUGUUGCUUUAACCCCUGUAUGACAACUCAACUUUGAAUUCUGGGUAUCGUUUUUCUCAGAAAUGCUUUACUCUUGAGAAAGGGAGGUUCUUCCAAAGUGUAUAUUGAUAUUAAUAUAUGUAUCAAAUAUAUCAAAAUACAUAUAUAAUAUUAAAAUCCACUAAGAAUGAAAUUAUGUAUAACUGUAUCUAAUUUCAUUGUUCAGAUUUUAUCAAAAAAUAUGUUGAACAUAUAUAUAAUUAUUUUUUUUUGCUUUGAUGCGCUGUUUUGGGGACUGUCUGACAACCCAGGCAGCUCUGAAACUUGCUAUUGCGGUCAUGUAAUUGUGACGUUAUUACGAUCACAUGGCCCAGGAGGGACGACUUUCGUUGUCAGGCAGUCCUCCCCCAUAGUGUAUCGCCAGGGCAUGUAAGAACCCAGAAGCUCAGGGACUGCACACAGUUGCGGUGCUCUAUGCCGCUGUAGCUGCAUUUAAGCCCACUUAAUGUGGGACAGUAUAAAACAUCGUAGUGGUGUUAACAGGUUAAAUCAAUUUUGUUUUUGUUGGUGCAGCCCUAGCCACACCUCUCCUGGCUGUGACUCACAUAGCCUAAAUUCUUUUUUUAAAUGGUUUCAUUUUCAAUCAGAUUACUUGUUUUUGAAGUUUUUAUCUCCUGCUCUGUAAAUUGAAGUUUAAUCACAGACAGGAAGUUGCUGCAGAGUCUAGAGGGCUAUAAACAAAUCAAGAGAUAAGAAGAGCAAGAAAUAAGAAAUUCUAAAUUAAAAAGAAUAUGCAGUAAAGGAAGUUUAAACAUUAGAUCUCUCUCUACAGGAAGUGUUUAGAGUCGCAUUGUAAGAAACAUAUAGGGAGAUGUGGCAGGGGCUGCAUAAACAACGCGAUUUAACUCCCCAAUGGCAGAUAAUUGAGCAGUGACACUGCACCAAAACUACUUCAUUAAGCUAAAUUUGUUUUGGUGCCGGUAGUGUCCCUUCAAUUAUUUUUAUUGGGGAAUAGUUGAUAUUCUUGAUUCUCUAGUCCAGGGAUAGGCAACCUUCGGCACUCCAGAUGUUUUAGAUUACAUCCAUAAUGCUCUGACACCCAUAGUGCUGGCAAAGCAUCAUGGGAGGUGUAGUUUAAAACAUUAGGAGUGCCAAAAGUUGCCUAUGCCUGCUCUAGUCUAUAAAAUUAAUUUAGAAUAUUGUCCGUAAAAUGUUUCUACCCCCACUUAAGCAAUGUGCCAUCUAAAUGUAAAAAAAAAAGCUUAGCAUGCUGUAGUAGUUAUGGUGCCAGGAGUCCCAUAAUACCGUCCAACAGUAAUCUGUCUCUUUCUGUGUCGGGCAUCUUCAGCCUUUCUGGCCUGAUUUUAUUAUUAAAAAAACAGAAUUUCAUACUCCUGAAACAUCAUACCAGGGUAGACUUAUUCUUUAUUGGCUGAAAGCCAAUACAAUGAUAACAUGUGUGUUGCAAACACAUUCAGGGAAAAUAAUAGUCAAAAUUCUCACAAUUAUGCAAAUAUACAUUUAGAAACACAUUUUGGAGUUUGUUUUAAAUUGCAAAUUUGGUUAGACCAAAAGAUCAUUAUAUAAUGCCAGAAUAGCAGUCCUGUUUGAUCAGUCAAUUAAUUUUUUCCCCUCCCGUACUUAAUCACAUUUUCCUUUCACACCCUUCUUCUGGGGGGGGGGGAUGUAAUUAGAGCUUCUUCUCUCACUGGGCCCUGGUGGAAGAAUAACAGAAGGGCCCCCUGCAUCGCUCCUCCCUAUAAUGUGAGCAUGCAUUGCGUGCUCAUAUGAGCAACAAAGGGUUGAGCACUGGGGCUAAAGUCAACAGCUAUUCUGUACUAACUCUCUGCAGCCAAAUAGUGCUAUGUCCUAUAAGCAGUUAAAAGGGAACAUUUGACUUGAAUGUACAUGCAAAAGUUAGAAUUUUCGAUUGUUUGAAAUAUUUUUGUGUGAUUUCCCCAGCUGGAGGAACUUAAUUUUUUGUGUGUUGUUUGUUCUCUACCAUUUCAUCUCAUUGAAAGUGGUCUGGGUACAGUGGCCCUGUCCUCCUAACCCUGAAGUGUAAAACAUUGCAGUUUUUGAGAAAUGGCAAUUUGUACACUACAAGAUUAAGUCAACCUGUAGUGGCUUUCCGUAUGACAGCUGCUAGAGGAACAUCCGUAGCACUGCCUGAGUAAAACUUGGACGCGUGGUGCGGAAGCCCCAUAGGAACACUUUCCGAUGGGAUGAAUGCUUUCCUAUGGGGAUUUUUUUAAGGAAAAUGUAAUUUAUCCAAAAUAGCUCUGGAUAGAACCAAACCACUGACAUGGCACACUAACAGAUGGCACGCAGUUGUGUUGAGCUAGAUUAUAGAAUUAGUAAAGUUCUCUGCAUCAAGUAUUGAGAGGCAUGCUCCAUGGAGUGAUACAAACAUGUAACAUUUACUCAUUAAACAGUGAUUUGUAGUAAAUUGAUAACUGAAAUUCCAAAAUUUAGAUGGAGGUAAGGGCUUGCACACCAUAUAAAUAAUUUGGAAGGCUAAUGAGGAAGUAUGAAAUCACUGCACAAUCUAAUGUGCCUAAAUCAUUCGCACUGCCCCACGAGGAGGUGUAAAGAAACUAUGAAUGUUAGUUUAUAUACUGUUGUAAUAAUAAUAACAUUGUUUUUCUGAAUUCACUAUUUUCUCCUUGUCUCUGACUUAGUGUUGGCGGACGACUGUGCACCCUACGUUGGUUCUGAUCUACGUAUACAUGGGAAACAGGAAUGUAUUCUAUCGUUCUGUGCGGGAAGUUGCUGGGAGAGAUACUGCGGUUUGCUCCCUGGAACAAUGUUGGAUCAGUCACAAUUCUCGUGUCUGCUAAACAAGUAAGUAGCAACAAAGGAACAACAGUAAGGAGUAGCGUCUGCCAAGACAAAAAUGUGUUUGAGAAAAUUGAUAGGAAACAAUAUGGUCAAAAUGAUCCCCCAUUUUUUAAAAUUGUAUUAUGAAAAUAAUGCAAAAAAUAAAUAUAAUAACAAAUACUUGCCAUUAAAGCUCCCUAUAGAUGCACUGUUUAGGGUGUUUGCCUGCAGCUAACUAGAAAAUACUUCCAAGCAGGAGGGUCUCUUUUUGGUCUAUUGGGUCUUAUUCUACAAACACCUGUACAACAAAGGGGUUUAUGGGAUAAAUAGUCACCCAGGAGCAACUCUGCUUAUAACAUAGGAUGAGCAGAACGACCCUAAAUUGAUAGCAGUCAUACCUUAGCUGAUAUCGGUUUAAUCAUAACAUGGCUCACUCUCUGAUGAAGAGAGAAUUCAAUGUAUGUUGUUCAGGUGCAGAUAGGUUGUUUUAACAUCAUGUGGUUCUGUUGGGGGGGAUAUUUUUCUCUCUUAUAUGAGAACAUUACAGGCUUCCCUUACAUGCCCAAAAGGUAGAUCCCUUCAGAUGUUUUAAAACAACAGCUCCCAUGAUGCUUUGUCAUUCUAAAGGCAUGCAAAGCAUCAUGGAAGUUUUAGUUCUACAACAUGUUGCGAUCUACCUUGUGGGCACAGUUGCCUUACAUAGUGUGAGGGAAGCAGCACUGUGUGAUGUACUACCACUCCCAGAGCUUAGAAAGCCACCAAGGAGAGCAAGAGAACAACCACCAACCACCCUAUCUUAAGUAAACCGCACCAAAGACAUGCAAACAAGAUGGUGGCCUAAAAAGAGAAAGCAGUGUACCCAACCACAUGAUCCACCUUGCAAAUGAAUAUAUAUAUCUUCUUUAGCUAAGCAUACAGCUCGGUUCUAACAUCUUAUGUAAACUGAAAAUUCCUGAUAGCACACUUCUGGAUGGAUCAAUGUAUUGAUUACAUUUUUUAAUAUAUUUCUAACACCAUUAGCGGUAGUAUUUUGUUACAUUUCGUGUUAAUUACAUUUUGUGUUAAUUACAAGCAUUGCAUUACAGUAAUGAAGCUUCUGUAGUUUGGGGAUGUAGGCAACUGCGUCAUAAUUCCAUGAGUCCUGUCUAACUCCUUCUGUGUAAGUGCCAGUCUUGUUCCUUAACAGGUUAACUUACCCGUCAAGGUUAUUCACUAACAUAAGAAUUGUUGGGAGUUUAAAGAGAAUUUCAAAUUUAAGGUCAAAGUAGCAAAAUUCUCCAAGUCAGCUAUGCUUCCUGAUUGGCUUCUUUGGCCUUAAUUUCUGACAAUUCUCACUUAAGAGAGUCAGUGAUUUCCUGUAGAACCUUCCACCCUUUAACCACUAUCGUGUUUCUUCAACAGUCUUUACGUGGUGAUUGGAGUGGGCCUUCUAAUAGGUCUGAGUUUGGUGGCUUCUCUGAUCACCUGCAUCUGUAAAUGCUGUUUAUGUUGCCAUUUGUCUUCCCGUCCAAGCCGUUGUAAGUAUUUCAGUAUUUCUUCAACUCUAAAAUAAUGUCAAAUAAAUACAUAAAUUCCAAAGAACAUUUGAUGUCAGUCUGUGUACUAAUCACAUAAGAGGAAAGGGGUUAAGGCCAAGGGGUCCAGAUAAUGUAAGGAUACAGUCCAUAGAUGUAGGUAAAGUCACCAAAGUACACACAUGCUAUAUGUGCAAUGGAAAAUUCUAAAUUGGUGGUGGGGCGGUGACACAAACUCAGUCAAAUUAAGUGCGAGGAGGACGCGUUAUAACAAGGAACCAAUAAAUAUAUCAAAUUAGCACAAUAUUAUAUUCCAAGUUGCCUAUACUUGAAAGAACACCCCAAGCACAGGGAGCGGUAGUUGUUAUGGUUCUAGGAGUGCCGUGCAAUGCCCCCUCCCAUUGUAAGAGGUUAAAUUGUUUUCAAAUUACUUCUUACCUAGGUGCAUCGUUCCCUACAAUCAUCUCUGGAGAACCAGAGUUUCCUAAGCAGAAACUUGUGUUAACUCUUCUUACCUAGGACUUAAAUUGCUUAUUUAAUUGGCUUAGAGUGUCAGCUGAUUGCUUUUAGCCAAUGAGAUAAGCCCUUCAUUGCAGGGCCUAGUUCAGUAGAGCUAAUGGAACUUCCAGAGAUGGUAUUAGUGGCGAGGACGCUAAGGAGCAGUGCCCAGCUGACUCCACAUUAUAUUAGGGGGACACAAUAACCACUAUAUUGACCUUUAGUUAGUUAUGGAGCCUGUAGUGUUUCUUUAACACUUCCAUGUUAUCAUUGUUAACCCCUUAAAGGACCACUAUAGUGCCAGGAAAACAUACUCGUUUUCCUGGCACUAUAGUGCCCUGAGGGUGCCCCUCCCGCCGGGCUCUGGGGAGAGGAAGGGGUUAAACAUUCACCUUUCUCCAGCGCCGGGCGCUGCGCGCAUUCAGCCAGUCUCAUAGGAAAGCAUUCAUAAUGCUUUCCUAUGGACGCUUGCGUCUUCUCGAUGUGAAUUUCACAGUGAGAAGCACGCAAAUGCCUCUAGCGGCUGUCAAUGAGACAGCCACUAGAGGCUUUAGAGGCUGGAUUAACCCAUUUAUAAACAUAGAAGUUUCUCUGAAAAAAAAUGGGUUAACCCUAUUACCCCAUUAAGCUGAAGUGGUCUGGGUGCCUAGAGUGGUCCUUUAAGGACAGAGCUUCGGAAGCUUGUCUUUCAUUUAAUGACAAAAAUUUUUGCUGUUUGCGUUCAACUGCAAUUUGCAUUUUACAAAUUUAUUGCACCGACACAUAUUAUAUACUGUUUUUUAAAGGAUAGAAAGGGCUUUAAUUUGAUGUAAGACAUAUAUAUAUAAAUGCUUAUUUAUUAUAAAAAAAUACAGAAAAAUGCAAAAAAAAAGAAAAGAAAUUAUUUGUGUUUUUUUACAGUUUUUGCAAUAAUAAUGUGUGCAUAAUUAUUGCAGGUUAAGGAAAGUAAUUAAAAAUAAAUUCAUUUAGUUGUUCUGAUUUACAGAAUAUAUAAUGUGUCUGGGAUUUUAAGGUUUUUUUGGUAGUUACAGGUCACAAAGCACAAGGAGUAAAAUAAACUUUUAAUGUGGAGCGAUUUUAGAAUUUGGUAUGUUUGUCUUGUAAGCUUAAUAGCCAUAAAAGAAAACAAAAUUGCCACACAAAAGUAUAUAUUUAUAUAAAGUAGACAUCACAGGCUAUUUACCUGAGGUUGUUUUGACACUUUCUACGUAGCCAUUUAACCACCAACCUCUGCUAAAUAUUGCAGUAAAAUUAUGUUUGUUUUUUUUUUUUUUUGGCACACAAACUUAUAACAAAGAAAUUGUCAUGUAUUUUGUAAAGUUGGUGUGUGCUAUUCCUGUACAAAGUUUUAUUUUGUAUUCAGUUACAUCUGCUGAGUAAAAUGACACCCCCAUUGUAUGUCUUUGGCACUAUUUCGUGAAGUUACAGUGCCAUAUAGGAGACCUGUCCUUUUCAGUAUUCACAGUAGAAUUUUGAGAGACGGAUUUAAUGAGCCUAUGCUUCCAUUUGGGGUAUUAUAACAGUAUGACUGUUCAAAAAAAAAAAAACCCACAAAGGCCUACCAUUUGUAAAAGUAGACACUCCAGGGUAUCUCAUAAGGUGCCUUAACAUGCCCCCAUUUUUUCACCAAUAUAUGCCAAAGUAUGUGGUAAAAAAUAAUUUUGUGCGUUUUUUACACAUGGAUUGCUGGGCAUUUUGUAUAUUUCACAUGUACCACUAAGUUCAAACCCUCCAAAUUAUGCUCAGCUAAGUCUUCUGAGUAAAAAGACACCCCUAAUGAAUGUCUUUGGCACUAUUUUGUGAAGCUAUAGUGCCAUAUAGGAGACCAAGCCAUAUCAGUUUUUACCGAACUUUGAAUUUUGACCCUGGGCCUACAUGCAAUUACCAAGCAUCUUAGCAGGGUUUAAAUUCAAACUACCCCACAAAGGCCUACCAAUAAUUAAAGUAGACACCCCAGGGUAUUUCAAAAGGUAUAUUUUGAACCUUAGCGUGGGAUCAUUUUUCCACUAGCUUGUACCAAAUUUAGUGGUAAUAAGCGUUUUUUCUGCCUUUUUGACACACAACGUGAGUUUGCACAGUAUAUUUUGCAAACCUUAUGUGUGCUACCACUGUAUAAUACUUCAUAUGUUGCUCAGCUAUGUCGGCUGAGUACAGCAAUACCCCCGUAUGUACCUUUGCCAGGUAUAUGUGGACAUCGGAGGGGCACAGCCAUUCUUGAUUUUUUCAAUCUUUACAUUUUUACGCUGUGCCCAUGUCCCAUUUUAGAGUAUUUUACCAGGCUAUAUAAUCCAAAUACCCCAUAAAGCCAUACCAUUUCUUAAAGAAGACAUCCCAGGGUAUUUCAAAAGUCAUAUUUUGAACCUUAGCGUGGGAUCAUUUUUCUGCUAGCUUGUACCAAGUGUAGUGGUAAUGAGCAUUUUUAAAUGUAUUUUUUUACUUUUGAAAACUUUUUUUACUUUAAAAAAAUAGUUUUUAAAACUUUUGUUUUGCUUAUUAUUUUUUUUUAAACUUUCUUAACUUUUUUUUACAGAUUUAAAAUUUUUCUAAGCUUUUUUUAUUUUUACCGUUAACCACUAACUAGCAGCAAGCAGCACUAACAGUAAAUUCCACAUUUUCCCUUAACUCCCACCCACCCCAGCUAGCAAAAUUUAUAAUUAUAAAAUAUUUAAAUUAAUAAAUAAAAGUUAAUCCUCAGGGGUUAAAAAAAAUUAGAUCACACUAUAAUACUGUGAUCUGUAUUUUGAUCACUGUAGGCAGUGAUCGACUGGCAGGGAAGGGGUUAAUUUUUAUUUGGACUGGGUAAAGGGGGGUGUUUUUUAUUAUUUUUUACUUAAACGUUAUUAAAACUUUUUUUAGCUUAAUUUUUAACGUUUAUUUUAAAACUUUUUUUAACGUUAACCCCUAGUUAGCCUAACACCAAAUCUUACAAUUCCCCACUAACUUCCACCCACCCCAACUAGCUAAAUAUAUAAUUGUAAAAUAUUUAAAUUAAUUAAUCAAAUAAAUUGAAACCCUGAGGGUUAAAAAAAAAAAAAAAGAAUCAGUUGACAGUAAAAUGUAAUCCCUGCCCACUGAUCACUGUAGUCAGUGAUCAAUUGGCAGGGAAGGGGUUAAUUUUUUAUUAAAAUGGGUAAAGGGGGGUGGGAUUUUAAAUUAACUUUAUUUUAUUUUUUACACAGGGGGCAGGAUCAUCCCUGUUACGGGGAGGCGGAAGGUAAGUAUACUGAGCACAUGUGCUCGCUCUGACAGGCUGUCAGAGCAAGCACAUGUGCUGGGGCAGCGAGAUAGGGUGCUCCCGGUCUGCCUCUAAUACAGAGGCAGACCGGAGCACCAUUAACCCCACGAUCGCGGUGAUCUGGGUUAAUUUUAACACGUGACGGACAAGGUCCGUCACUCGUUGUUAUGGCAAUGCCCUAAGUGACGGACCUCCUCCGUCACUCGUCAUUAAGGGGUUAAUGUCAUUCAAUGUUGACACUGUAUUGUUGCUUCGGAAAAAGGGGUGUUAUAAUGGCAAUGUCAUUUCAAGGAUAUAAUUUUUCAAUGUAGGGCAAUAGCUUCUUGAUCCAAGGAUUAACCCCUUAAGGACGGAGCCAAAUGUACACGUUGUGAACGAAACAAAAUGUAAACAAAACCUGGCAUUUGCGCUACAUGUCUGUCCAACCGUAAUACACCUCUUUCAUAGUAAAUGCACCCACCCUUAUUAUAUAUCAUUUUAUUCAGGGGAAAUAGGGCUUUCAUUUAAUAUCAAAUAUUUAGCUAUGAAACAUAAUUUAAUAUGAAAAAAUGGGAGAAAAUAAGAUUUUUUUUAUUUUUUUAGUUCUACAUGACAUUUUAACGGUCAGUGUCAUAAUACUGUUUGCUUUUACUGCAAUAAAAUACACAUAUUUGUAUUCAGCAAAGUCUCACGUGUAAAACAGUACCCCCUAUGUACAGGUUUUAUGGCGUUUUGGGAAGUUACAGGGUCAAAUAUAGCACGUUACAUUUGAAAUUGAAAUUCGCCAGAUUGGUUACGUUGCCUUUGAGACUGUAUAGUAGCCCAGGAAUGAAAUUUACACCCAUAAUGGCAUACCAUUUGCAAUAGUAGACAACCCAAGGUAUUGCAAAUGGGGUAUGUCCAGUCUUUUUUAGUAGCCAUUUGGUCACAAACACUGGCCAAAGUUAGCGUUAGUAUCUGUUUGUGUGAAAAAUGCAAAAAAACGCCAAUUUUGGCCAGUGUUUGUGACUAAGUGGCUACUAAAAAAGACUGGACAUACCCUGUUUGCAAUACCUUGGGUUGUCUACUAUUGCAAAUGGUAUGCCAUCAUAGGGGUAAUUUUCAUUCUUGGGCUACCAUAGGGUCACGAAGGCAACGUAACCAAUCUGGCGAGUUUUAAUGUGAAAAAAAUGAAACACAAGCCUUAUAUUUGACGCUGUAACUUUUGAAAACACCAUAAAACCUGUACAUGAGGGGUACUGUUGUACUCGGGAGACUUCGCUGAACACAAAUAUUUGUGUUUCAAAACAGUAAAAAGUAUUGCAGCAAUAAUAUCAUCCGUGUAAGUGCUGUUUGUGCGUGAAAAAUGCAAAAAACUUCACUUUUACUGGCGAUAUCAUUGUUGUAAUACAUUUUACUGUUUUGAAACACUAAUAUUUGUGUUCAGCGAAGUCUCCCGAGUAAAACAGUACCCCCAAUUUACAGGUUUUAUGGUGUCUUGGAAAGUUAUAGGGUUAAAUAUAGUGCUAGCAAAUUAAAUUCCCUAUACUUUCGGCAUGGGUUGUCAGGCAGGUCCCGCUAAUUGUAAUUAAUUAGGAUACCUAAUUAUGUAAAAAUAUUACAUAAAUAUAUGUGUAGAAUUAAUAUAUGUAUAUAUAUACAUAUGUGUAUAUAUACAUAUAUAUAUAUAUAAUUUUUUAAAAUAUUUUUAUUUAUAUAUAGGUGUAUAUAUUUAGUGAUAUAUGUAUAUAUUUAUGUAUAUAGAUAUAUAUAUUAUUUCGUUCUACGUGUAUUUUGAUAUAAAUAUAUAUAUAUAUUAAUAUCACAAUACAGUUAGAACGAAAUAACAAACAUCUAUAUAUUUUUUUAUUAUUUAUUUUUAAUUAUUUUUUUAAUUUUAUUUUUUUUACGUAUUUACAUUUUUUUAUCUUAUAUAUAAAUAUAUAUAUAUAACAAUAAUUAUAUAUAUAUAUAUUUAAUCAAUAUUAGUCUACGUGUAAUUUGAUAGUAAUAUAUAUAUAAAUAAUUAUAUAUAUUAAUAUUUAAAUACACUUCGUGUAUGUGUAAAUGUGUGUGUGUGUGUGUAUAUAUAUAUAUAUAUAUAUAUAUAUAUAUACUUAGAUCAUAUAUAUAUAAUAUAUAUGAUCUAAGUAUAUUUUAUAUGUAACUGUAAUUUUUUUUUAACUAAUAUUUUAUUUUUUUUACAGGAGAGGGGGCAGAGACAGUGUCAGCCAGUGAUUUUACAUCACUGGCUGACACACAGGAUCAGUGAUCACAGUGACUGCCUGUCACUGUGAUCACCUCCUGCAGAUUGGGUAAUUGGCCACAGGGGGGAGUGCCUGGGUGGUACAAGCACUCCCCCCUUCCAAUCUGCAGGGGGAUCUUUGUGCCAGUUACAUGUGUCAGCCAAUAGGCUGACACAUGUAACACUGAUCGCAGUGACAGGCUGUCACUGCGAUCAGAGCGCUCUGAGAUCGCAGUGACAGCCUGUCACUGCGAUCUCAGAAGUGCAGAUCGCGGUCACUGACCCCAGGGGGACUGCCUGGGGGGCCAGGUAAGUCCCCCGACCGCGAUCUGCACGGGGUAGCCGCUGGCCACGUGUGUCAGCCGAUUUGAAAUCGGCUGACACACGUUAAAAACUGAUCGCAGUGACAGCCUGUCACUGCGAUCAGUGACUGCAGAUCGCGGUCACCGGCCACAGGGGGGGUUGCCUGGGGGGCCGGGCAUCCCCCCCGACCGCGAUCUGCAGCGGGCGACUAGCGCCGGCCACGUGGGCGGCCAUUAAAGUGAGGGCGUACUAUUACGCCCGCCGGCGUUUAGAGCCGGCUCCUGCAGGGCGUAAUAGUACGCCCUCCGUCCUUAAGGGGUUAAUCUGACUGCCAUUCUGGGGUCAAGAAGGAAUUUUUUCCCUAGUUUGUUGCAAAAUUGUAAGUGCUUCAAACUGGUUUGUUUUGCCCUCUUUUGGAUCAACAGCAAAAAACAUAAGUGAAGAAAGCUGAACUUGAUGGACGCAAGUCUCUUUUCAGCUAUGUAAGUAUGUAAUGUACUAUAAAAUGGAGGGCGGUAGUUCUCACCCCCAUCUACUGUCUGUUCAGGUAUGUACUAUCCGUUAUAAGAUGUAAUAGCGACACAAACUCAGCUGCAGUUUCGCAGAUAGUGACGACAGACCAGCCAGAAAUAACAGUAGACCAUCUGACAGAGCUGCAUCUUGGACACUGACGUGGUGGUGAUCACUGGGUUACUGGACGUAAAAAUCUGGUUCGUUAACAAUGCUAACUCAGGAUCAGGGUGUGUAAUUGCUGCCACUACGGACAUAGUGAAAAUACUUUGCUGUUGAUGAUAUAUAACUAUUUUAUAUAUUCUAUUCAGAGUCACAAGAUGGAGCUUGUCAAAUAUUGUUGUGCUUGUUAAAUUUGACUAUUUUUUUCUUAUCUGUUGUGGUGUCUGUCUUUUUAAAAAACUUGUUCAGCAAAAAAAAAACAAAAAAAACGUGUUUUUGAGAAAAUACUUUGUUUCAUAUUUUCUUAAGUGCAGUAGAAACACCAUAACCAUAACAGUCCAUUAUAGUGGCCGUCUUGCUAGUAGCUAUGGUUGCUGUUCUAUAGUUCUGUAAUUUAUAAAACUCGUGGGAUCACAAGACACCAGUGGCCCAGCCACCUGCUUAACAUAUUGCUAAUGUGGAAUUUACACCUCUGUAUUCGCAAUGUCAUGUCUGUCCCAUAACUGGCUGAGUGCGGCAAAAUCAGUUUAACACAGAACCCAUAACCUUACUAACACCAUAACCACUACAAUAGGCUGCACUGGUGGUACAUGGAUAACCCCUUUAAGUAUAGGGUAGCAUUAUGUAAUUCCAGAUUACAGUUGUGCAUAUUUUUAUAUUUCAUUAUUGGAUGAAUGAGACCAGGUACUGUACAUUAAAUAAAUGUUUUUUUUUUUUUUAUUUGAGUACACGGACGCUUUUAUAUUAAAUGUAUAUUAAACACCCAUUCCACAUAGAUAUUAUGAGUAAAAGCCAAAACUAUGUUGAAUUGGUUCUACCUCAACUCUUUUUAGAAAGAAUAUGAUGAGAAAAAAAAAUAUUCAGUGUUGACAUAUCUGUGUUGAAAAUACAGAAGAUCUUAAUAUGUACUUUAUUUUAGAAAAACCCUACCCAACCAUUAUGUCAAAUUAUAUAUCACUCUGUAGCAAUUUCCAGCUAUUUCAUGGUUAAUAUAUUGCCAUGUGAUGUAUAAGAGAACAUAGUAAUUGUUAAAUAAAUAAUUAAAUGAGCACUAUAGGGUCAGGAACACAAACAUAUAUUUCUGAUCCUAUAGUGUUAAUACUACCAUCUAGCCCCCCUUCGCCCCCUCUUGCCUCCAUAAAUACAGUAAAAUCUUACUUGUAUUCAAGUCUGCAGCUGCAAGCUCUGGCCCUGUUGACUGUGAACUGCCUCAGUCUGCUGGCAUCAUCAGAAGUGGUGGUCUAGGCCAAUCACAGGAAUAGCUCCAAAGGUUUAAAAUUGUUACAUUUAUCUUUUAUGUAUGAUUGGUACACUUCAUGACAAAAGUAAAAACAUAAACUGAUUAAUUCAGUAGAAUGUGUAUCUGGCCAUUAUUAAGUUUCUGGUUUUUGUUUGUUCCGUUAUUAGCAAUUUGACUUAAUUUUAAAAUGUACAUUUCUCUUAAUGCAUUUUAUUUGCACGUGUAUUUGUUUUUGUAAGUCUUUCGUUGCUUUAUAGUUUUAAAAAGAAAAAUAUAUGGAAGGACAAAACAUUUUUAUUUAUUUUUUUCUAUAUUCCAAGUACACCUGCUUCUAUAAGAUACACACCACAAUCAUUAAUUAUUUGGAAAUCCUUUACUGAAAGGAAUUUUGCAAAGCACAAUGGUAUGCAAGAGAAAAUAUGGAACUUCAAAUGUGUAUAUUACACAUAUACACAAUAACAUCCCAGCAUUCUCAUUCCCAAUGGAAACUCUGAUCAGUUCUAACUUAAAUGACUACUUACUGUUUUGGUUCUAUAAGUCGUUGUUCUUUUAAAACAUGUCAUGCUUGUUUUUUUUUUUUUAUAACCGGGUAAAUAGACGUUAUGUGAACACUCUGGAUAACAUAACAGCUUCAUCACAAUGAAGUUGUUAUGUUUCUUGGAGUAACUGUUUUUACCCAUAGUUUUCCUUUUAAGCAUUAGCUGGUUAGAUUCAUCGUUCAUUUUGGCUUUUUGCUUUAAUAUCCCCUAAUUCCAUCUCUAAUCAAAUGGCAUCCUCCUCUUUGUGUUAUCUCAGAUUUGAUUUGAUGGGACCAGGCGCUUGAAGAAUUCCUGCAAAACUGUCUCAAUUUAUACAUUUCCUACUAUCAAUUUCAAACCUUUUUUUAUUUUAUUUAACGCUAUACUGAGUGCAGGGGUGACAUAUCUCUUAUGGACAUGUAUUCCAUCAAGGAAACCUUUGCUGCAGACAUGUCAAAGAUUGGAACCAAUUCUAACUAAAGUGCCAUCUCUUCGUCACUUGGAUCCAGUCUCCCAGAAGGAUUACUGUUGGACACCACCACAGCUACACCCACCUUUUCUUAUUCAAGAAUUGGUGUACUUUUGUUAUCAUGAAAAAAGAAUAAAAAAAAAAAAACUUAACUGUGUUUAGUAAACUCAGAGAUUAAAUAUAUAAAUCAUUAGACUAAAUUAAAACGCUGGUAUUUUUUCAAGUUAUUCUCAUGAAGAAAUUGCAUAACUCCAAAAUAUACUUCGAAUUUUUAUACUGCAUUAUGUUACAAGUUACCUGAAAAAUAGAGCCAUCACACAAAUUUGACUGACCGAGUGGUUGAGAGAUAUCCAAUCGCUUAACAAGACGUGAUUUUGCAAUCCUACAAUCAAUUUUCAAUUGACUUCCUUUUAUAUCCUAUUGGGAAUGGCUAUGAACAUACUAAAUAAUGCCUAAUAAUACCGAAGCCAUGGGACAUUUUACAACUCUAGCUGUUUCAAAUGCAGAGGUCAAAAGACACAUCAUAACAUCAUAAGGCCAAUCAUAACUGUUCUUGGGAUGCCCUCCGACAUGGACGUUUUAGAACACAAAUCAAUGCUUAUUUAUGGACUCAUAAUCUGUUACAAUCCGAAUUUCCAAUGUAAAAAAUAAAUAUAUACUGGUACUGCUGUGUGCUUAUGAAUCUUUGGACAGCCAGCCCUCAUCCACUUCUUUAACUUUGUUCAUGUUUAACCCCUUAAUGACACAUGACAUGUGUGACAUGUCAUGACUCAAUUUUAUUCCAGAAGUUUGGUCCUUAAGGGGUUAAACUCACCUUUUUCCUCUCUAUUGGCUGUACACACUGACAAACAACGAACUUAAUGUAAAAUCGUCAUUCUCCGCUGAAACCACGACCAGUCUCCCAUCAUACUACCCACCUUCAAUGUCCUUUAAACAGAAUCUCCAGUUUGUCUAAUACCAAAUUAUUUUCCAAUAUAUAAAGCAUUUCGACAUUUCUUUGGACAUGCUUUUAAAGUGCACCUGUCAUGAUACACACAAGUCAAUUCAAUUUUAAAGAGAAUUCAAUUUAAUCUGUACAUUGUGUUUGCAGAUUUUAAAUUAGAAAAAUAAAACUUAAAAUGCUGACUUUUCCCCCACCUGGCAUUGGACAUGUUUGCUGGCUUCACAUAGCGUCUAAAAACGAGACUGAGUGACAGGGAAAGCAAGAGAACCCUCCUUCAGGUGGUUCUUUUGGUACCUGUCACAGUGAAUAAAGCCAGCAAGUUGAUGUCAGCAUGGAGCAUGGCUCUGCUUGGAGAAGUAUCUCCAAACAAGGCCAAUCAUAGCCAGCAGCACUAUAACACCCAUGGGGCUCCAAGAAUGGGGUCACUGGAGAGUAAGUAAAAAGUUAACAGCUCCCAAAGCGCAUAAAUAUAUACAUUUUCAGUAUGAUUAACCAAAUGUUUAGCACCUUGAAAUUAAGCAAAGGGCAAGGUAAUUGUAUUAUUGGUAUUAUUUUAAUGUUAUAUAUUGGCGAUUAUGAAGUAGAUCUGUCAUAAACAUACUCAUUGAGCCUGUUUUCAUGUGUGUUUUUAUUUUUUUUAAUUUUUUUUUACCUCUAUGCAAAGCCAUGAAUUAUUAGGUCAUUUGUGGUUACAAUUAAUCUGUGGCUGCUUACACAAUAUGGGCCCAACUGUCUUCAAUAAAUCUCCAAACAUAUUAGAUAAUUCUUGCAGUGCUGGAAAGUGCUAUUGGUACUGGGUCCUCUGCUGAUUUUGGGCCCCUCGUUUGUUUGUGUUUUUGUACCUACCUCCCUUUUCCCAUACAUCAACUAUUCAUUUUAAAGGGGCCAUAUUCUGCAUAAAUAUAGUCUGAUCAUUUUUGCCACAGAUUAUGUCAUAAUAUUAACUAAAGUAUUAAUUGUGAAAGUUUACUAAUGUACUUUUUUAUUCUUGAAAAGUCUAUGUCUGUAACAAAUUUUCUAAUAAAGAUUUUUUUUAAAAAGCAAUCAAAUGUCCAAAUUCUUUACACUAGCAAAAAUAUAUAAUUUUUUCCCUAUAGAGUAACUGUAUCUUUUUUUUUUUAAUCUAUAGAGUGCAUGUUUUAUAAGUGCACAAUGGUAUCAGCUAAUAUGUAGGAUUGUUUUCUAGAGGAUGACAGUAAAACCUAAUUUAAUAUCGUGUGUACUAAUUCUGAAAUUCUAAAAAAAAUGGUUAAUUUAUAAAGACUUGUUUACACAUGCACCUAUAUUUAAAUAUACGCGUGGCAUCUUAAACAUUCCUCACGGGACCUUCAAUUUUGUUUUAAAAUCAUGAUUUCUGAAACGUUUCUUGUUCAUCUUACCAUGUGUUCCAAACUUCCAAACAACAAUUCAGAGGGUCAACAAAUGACCACUCAAUGCACCAUAAUAACUGCUACAGUGGUUAUACCAGGAGUGCCCUGAAUCCUUUUCAGUGUAAUUUCUUAAAUUGUUCUUAGAACGGUUUGGCAACUUACUUGGAUUGCACCGGGACCCAAGUAAGUAGAAUCAGUUUAGCUCCUUUGCACUCAUUGGAUAAGAAUGUCGGCUGAGCUCUCUCAUACAAACAGCGCAGUCCUGUGUCGAUUGUACUGAGUUGAUUAGGCUGAGCUGAGACAAGUGGCUUUCCCUGUAGGCAAUGACCAGAUUGGAGCAGAAGCCUGGGGAACCCGGUUUACUUGGCAAACCAUUGUAAAAUGGUUUGACAAAUACAUUGGGAUGAAGCCAGGGCACCCCUAGCACCAUAAUCACUACAGCAUAUUUAGUGGUUAUAGUGCUUAAAGAGUUCCUUUAACAUUUCUAUAUAAAGUAAGUACUCUGUAUGCUGUAAUCGACACAGCAUUAAAAUGUAAAGAACAAAAUGAAGAGAGAGGGAAACAGCUAUCUAACAGUACAGUAGAUGUGAUACAGCUCACAAGCUUUCAUAAUAUUAUGGUCUAGAGACUGGUUAGACUCAAGACAUUUUGCUGCUCAAAAGCUUACAGUCUAGAUCAGUCAUGGCUGAACGUAGCACACCAGAAGUCUGUUAACUACAUUUCAGAAAAGUUAUAAUAUUUGUUAUCACUGAUCCAGAGGGAGAUGGAUGAAACAAGGUAUUGCCAAAGGCCAUUGAGAUAUUUGCACAAUAGCAUUAAAUAACUUAUGGGUAAACUAGAACCAGCCCAUAUAAUUGCCCAGUACAGGCAACGUUUCAGGUGUAGAUCUAACACAUGGUAGGAGUAUUGCAUAUGGUACAAGAUAUCAGAGAUACGAUAUAGGGCGUAGAAAGGCAAACUGUCGUGUACUGUAUGCUUAUCCUGUGUGUCAUGGAAGGUGAGUGGAGCCAGAAUAUGAUGACAUGAAUUGAAUUCGACUUUAUUAAACGGCCCAUAGUCCUACGCAGAUGUAGUAUUCUAGAUAUAGCAGGUGAAGUAAGGGGGGGGUGCAGUAUCUAGGUCCAACGGGGCAAGUUAGACGUAUAUAGGCAAGAGCCAAGAUGUAGGCUGGGCUGAGCUGGGCUAAUAAGUGCUCUCCUAGAUUUAGGCAAGUAUGUGAGUUAGUGUUGUCAUGACAGAGGGUCAUAUAUUAUAGCUAGAGACUGAGACUCGCAGGUUUCGCAUGCAUCUCAAACAGUUAUGUACCCACUAUUAAUGCAAAGGGUUGAGACAUGCAGGUCUGAUUACGCAGUUAUAUUAUGGAGGGGAUUCGCAUGUCCCAAGUCGAACAUUAAGUACACAUGGCACCAGGUAAUGUCAAGCGGCUUCCAAAGCUCUAUAUUACUUAUGAGUAUAUGUUUAUGAACCCACCAUUCACCUAAUGUGCUAAAGUAACAGUAAGUCUAUAUCAGUGUAUAAUCGGUCUGUGGGCUUGCAGGGCCUACUACGUGAGUUAGAUGCAUUGUCUUUUUGUGGGACACCUAGGUCCCUUUACAGGGUUGUGAAAUUGUUCUACCUCCCCACCCCUCCUCGGGUCAAGAUCGGUAAUUCUGGUUAUCUGUGUUUUAUAUUGCUUAUAGAUGUGCUAUGCAUAUCUCCUGUUGGCCGACAAGCGGCAUGACUAGGGAACGUUGGGGUGCAAAUGCAGUCCCGCAGUACCUCGGUGUUUGGCUGCGUGGAGUGAUAUCCCAACUGUAUUCCCUUUGAGGUGGGUAAUAGUUUGCAGUGGGUGUUCUUCCCCCACUCCCUCUUCCCUUCUUGGUCCCUCCUCACCCAUUUUGUGACCUAAGUUGGAGACCGCUCACUUGCAUCCCGGUGGAAUUGGUCCCAGUGUUGCGCGUUCUCCCCCCCCCUUGUUUGUCCAUCCAACCCGAAGAGACAGUGGCGGGUGGCCAAAGGUGGGUCCCAUGGUCAUGUUAUGAGGGUCCCCCCCGCAGUCCAAAGUCAAGGUGUGUGCUUUCACUGUCUAGUCUAUCCGUCUUUUUGAGAAUGUGUGACUUAUCAUAGUUUGUGGUGAUAGUCCUGUGUCUCUAUGCUCCCUGCACCUCACGUCUCACUGUGGCAAUAUAGUGGGUCAAUCAGUAUAACAGGGUCGGGUAUCCCCAUAAUGUCUGUAGCAUGGGAGAAACUGAAGUUCAGUGUGAAAGCGGAGUGAAAGAAAGUCAGUCAGGUAGUAAGAAGGUCGAGGGCAGUAGUCCUAGUGCGGAGGGCACCCUCUCCCCCCUAACUCCCGGUCCCUGCCAGAUCCCACUCCUCUUUUAGCAAUGUAUUCUAUUCAUGGUCUCCACAGAUCAACAUCCCACUACUGAUGGCCUUAUGGCCUUAGCUUAGUAAAUCUCUUCUAUUUGUUCGUACCAAUGUUCAAGUGUCUGAGUCUGGGGUUGUUUCCAGAGAUCGGGCACUAGGGCUUUUGCUGCAUCUAGCAUGUGCCUCAAGAUAGAUUUUCUUGUAUUGUGCGAUUGGAAUCGGCGUAGAGUGCAACAAAAAUUGUUCCAUGGUUAAGGUGGAUGUGUUACCUAGGAUAUCUGCCAUUUUAGCAUUUAACAAGUCCCAGAAUGGCGUUAUGCCAGGGCAGUCCCACCAUAUAUGUCUGAUAGUCCCUUCUCCCCUGUUGCAUCUCCAGCAAGUAGCCGGGACGGUCGGGAAGAUCCUGUGUAUGAGAGUCGGGGUUUUAUACCACUACAACAGAAGUUUGUAGUUGACUUCUUGGUAUCGGGUGCUUACCGAUGAAUUAUGAUAUAGGAUGAGUAUCUUUUCCCAUUGGGUGUGAGUGAUCAUCAUUCCCGUGAUAUGUUCCCACUACUGUUUGAAAGUGUGUCUUUCGGAGAGGCCUCCCACUAAGACAUAUUGGUAUAGGAACGAGAUCGCCUUGGUGAGAGUGGUGUUGUUCAGGCAUAAGGGUUAGAACAAUUUAAAUCCAUUUACAAGCACUGAGAAUCUUUGCAUUAAUUGACAUUACGUUCUUAGAUGGGAAGGGGUUGAGGAAUCUCUCCCAAUGAAACCACUUGAUAACCUAAGAGGUUUCUUCAUCCCACAAGGAGGUUUCAAAACUAAAUUACUAAUAAUGUACGUAGCAUUAACUAGGUGACACAUUCACAAUACCUUUUUUAAUAUUAGUUCAAACCUCAUGUUUGUAGGUCAUUUCACUGGCACGUUGAUGGAUACUUUCAUCCUUCUGAGUUUGCUAAAAUAAGAAACAUUGAGUGUAAUAUCUAUGCACUUCUGAGUUUGGUUAAAACAAAUGUAUCUAGUGGCGAUACUAGAAUGGGGCGUUAGCUUAGAAUUUGAGAUUUUGGUAACAAGUUAAUAAGAAUUUUUUGAUAUUUAGAUAACAUUUCAGAAUCCAUUUAGGUAAGGUGGCACCUUUGUUCUUUAUUUAUUAGUUCAUGGGAUUGUUUUAUGAACUAUUUUUAUUUAAGGAACUAUUUUUAUUUAAAUCCAGCUAUUCAUGUUUUAUAGAUACUAUCAAUCAGAGAGGGUGUUACAAGCUGUCGAUAUGUAACUGAGAUAUUAUGUUGUAAUACGAAGCACCAGCUAUACCAGGGAUGUUGCUAAGUUCAAAUAUUAGCAUUUGACAUAUAAGUUAAAACAUUGCCUGGAGCUUGAGCACAAACUAAAAUUUGGUAUCAUUCUUCACACUUGAACCUUUUACCCUACAGGCUCCACCUCUCGAUACCCAAGACUCUGACCCAGUUUGUCCCACCUAGACUCAAAACCUUGCUACGAGUCAUCAUGUCCUGUCUCCCCAUUCUAGUGCCCCAAUCCCCACCACAAUUAUAAGCAUACUUUUCUGUUUUGGUUUGAUGGUGUUAUCUCCUUCUCUUCCAGCUGCCAUCUAUUUUAUAAAAAACUGGUAGGAUGGGUUUUCUACUCUUCAGCAAUGAUAGAGAAAGGAAUUGUUUAUUGGGGCAAAGGACACCAAUAACCCUAAAGCUUCCUCACAGUGCUCCUGAUGUGGAGAAUAGUUUAGAAUGGAAUUCAGUAUGAUUUAAAAGGAACAAUCUAGGCAUCAUAAACGCUGUAGCCUUCUGUACUGGUUAUGGUGACAGGAGUUUUCUGGCACUGUCCAUCUGUAUGUAAUCAAACAUUUUUGAAAUGUUGAUACAUACUGCCCUGUGGCGCCUUCUUUUCUUUUCUGAGAUAUCUAGAGUUACUGUUACUCGUCCCCAAUAGCUAUAUCAAUGUUUUCCCUAUUUGGGGAUCUCUCAGACAAUGAAGUCCAUCUAAGCAAAACAAACCUGAGGUCAAGGUUACUGCAGUACCUGGAAAAGCUUAACUAAAGAAAAUAGCCGUGGACUGUGCUGUAAGAUUCUCACACUGUAGCUCCAACAGUGUACAUCAAUGUAUACAGGAAUAAAGAAAAUAAUAAGAUCUGCACCAACAGAUAAUUUGUGCACACCACAGUGCUACCAACAUGUAUUUAAAGGACCACUCUAGGCACCCAGACCACUUCAGCUUAAUGAAGUGGUCUGGGUGCCAGGUCCGGCUAAGGUUAACCCUUUUUUUAAUAAACAUAGCCGUUUCAGAGAAACGGCUAUGUUUAUAAUAGGGUUAAUCCAGCCUCCAAAGCCUCUAGUGGCUGUCUCAUUGACAGCCACUAGAGGCGCUUGCGUGCUUCUCACUGUGAAAAUCACAGUGAGAAGACGCAAGCGUCCAUAGGAAAGCAUUGUAAAUGCUUUCCUAUGAGACUGGGUGAAUGCGGGUGCAGCUCCUGUCGUGCGUGCGCAUUCAGUCGAAGGGGAGGAGAGGAGGAGGAGAGCUCCCCGCCCGGCGCUGGAAAAAAAGGUAAGUUUAACCCCUUUCCUCUCCCCAAAGCUGGGCGGGAGGGGGACCCUGAGGGUGGGGGCACCCUCAGGGCACUAUAGUGCCAGGAAAACGAGUAUGUUUUCCUGGCACUAUAGUGGUCCUUUAAAGACAAAAAGAGUAGGCAAACGUUUCGGGCCUGUGCCCUUUAUCAAUGCAAAUGGCCUUAAAUACAAGAUAAUCCUCAUCUCUAGAUAUAGACAAGACAAUCAAGUAAAUUAAAGUCCCUGGUGCUGCCCUCUAGAAGAUAAGUGAAGGUGUGUGCCCCUUUUCAGCAUUUCUCUGCCAUCUUCUGGUACUCCCGACAUCCGUAACAGUCACGUGAUAUGUUGCUGGGAAACGAGUAAACAAAUGCUAAUUUUAGUGCACAAAUGGUUUUACAGGCUUCACUGGACUAAUACGGCUACAAUCUCUACAUCUGGGUGGCUAGAACUUAUUUUAAAUAUCUGCAUCUCCAUCUGUGUUCUGCAUCCCAGCAGCCAGUACAAGUGCUUAGUGACAAGUAUUAUCUGUGAUAAAAUCCAUUCAUAUUAAUUGCUUAAAGGACCACUAUAGUGCCAGGAAAACACUUGUUUUCCUGGCACUAUUGUGAUGGGCAAUUGUGGGUAUAAUACACAUUGCUACAUUGUAUUUCUUUAAACUGCAACUGUUUCUUUAACUAAUAACCUUUUACCUAUUUACAGUACACAACAUGUUUACUCCAUCUUGUCUUAAUUUAAUGCAAUAACAAUUCAAGGCUUUGCCUAUGUCAUCCUAACGUCUAGUCCAAAUAAAGAUUAAAGAUGUCUAGGUUAUGACAUUAGACUUAUUUUUUAUAUAUGACCUUCUCUUAACCCUAAGGUGUAUGUCAACCUAACUUCUAGUCCAAAUACAGAUUAAAGAUGUCUAGGUUAUGACAUUAGACUGAUAAGGGUGUUUUUCUUUUAUUUUUAUAUAUGAACUGCUUUUAACCCUAAGAUGAAUUAACCCAUACAUUACCAGUAGUAAUUAGAAAUGCUAUACUAUAUAUACAUGCAUGAUCAAUGCUAGAUAGAGACAUACUGACCGACUCUGGAGGUGACAUACUGAGAGAUUACCUGUAUGAUCAGGAGGGUAUGUUAUACUUAUUAUAUUGCAAGCAUUUAUUCAUUUAAUCUUGUAUACUCUGCUUUAUGAUAUAUUAAUGGAUCUUUAUUCAUUUAUUCAAUAAACUAUAUUAAUAAGACAAAAGUUAUUGCUUCCAACUCCUAUUUUUAUUGUAUUCUCAAUUAUUUAUGUAUUUUAAAUAGAGAAACUCUAUACCGACUAUACAAUAUUUUAGCUAAGAUAUCUGUAUGGUUAGCCCUGCUAAAUUCUAAGUUAUAAGACGUUAUAGCGGUAAAUUGGAGUACGAACAGUUACACUAUAGUGCCCUGAGGGUGCCCCCACCCUCUUUCUCCAACUUACCUCUUUCUCCAGCGCCGGGCAGGGAACUCUCCUCCUCCUCGCUGAAUGCGCAUGCGCGGAAAGAGCCGCGCGCACAUUCAGCCAGUCCAUAGGAAAGCAUUCACAACGCUUUUCUAUGGACACUGGCAUCGUCUCACUGUGAAAAUCACAGUGAGAAGCGCGGAAGCGCCUCUAGCGGCUGUCAAUGAGACAGCCACUAGAGGCUGGAUUAACCCUAUUAUAAACAUAGCAGUUUUUCUGAAACUGCUAUGUUUAUAGAAAAAGGGGUUAAUCCUAGCUGGACCUGGCACUCAGACCACUUCAUUAAGCUGAAGUGGUCUGGGUGCCUAUAGUGGUCCUUUAACUAACUUUAAUGUAAAUAAAAAUCUAAAAUGUAGCUUUUUUUAAUGUCCAUGUAAAAUAGUCUUACAGGGCUAUUUACUAAAGUGAGAAUUCAAAAUGGAUUUAAAAUUCAAGACCAAACUAGCUAAACUUGUAAAAAAAGUCUGUUAGCAAUGUUUUUAGUUUGGCUAUUCUGGCUUUAAAUUUGAGAUUGUUAUACUCCUUUUCCCUUAAAUUUUAAUCUCUGCACCUUCUGGGAAUAUUAUUACGUGGUUGUGAGUACAGUACUAUUAAACAUGUUUAGUUUUGGUUGAUUCUGGUGAUAUAUUAACUUGUCCCAUUAUUUUCAUAUUUGUUUGCAAACACUUUUACUUUAUUUGCUAAAUUUCUUGAAAUGUUCUAUAAUUGUAUAAUUUGUAUAUAGAUAAAGAGAUGCUACAGUGGUCUGUUUUAAUUUCUCUGAAACUGCUAUGUUUACAGCAGGCAGGGUUAAUCCUAGAUGGACCUGGCACCCAGACCACUUCAUUGAGCUGAAGUGGUCUGGGUGCCUACAGUGGUCCUUUAAUAUGACGUAACCACUUUUAUUGAUCAUUAAUACUAUUUGGUUUAUAUUUAAAUACAUAGGUGAAAUCUUAGACUAAAGCACGUAACAUUUUUCUGAAACCAGACUUAUUUUUCGGUGAUUACCUAUACAGAGAUUUGUCUUUUCACAGCUCACGUAACUUCUUCUGUGGCAGUGACCAAUGUCACACCUCAGCCAAUUGUGAUGCCAAUGGCUUACGCAGCAGGAUACCAGCCAGUUCCAAGCCAUCCUAUGCAUGCCAGACCAGCAGACAAGGCCUGCAUGCCCCCACCAUAUCCAGGUGAGGCCUCGUACCAGUUCAAGACACCCUGCUAGAUAUCAUGUAUUAGGUGAGUGUUCACCAGAACAGGUGUGCAUUUUCACUGUUAUAUGUCAGAGUGCAUACUGAAAUUCUUACAUUUAAUUUCAUAUAGUUUAUUACAUUUAAACAAUGAAAUUAGAUUUUAAAUAAAUGUAAGUUUUGCCAAUAUGAAAUAUAUUUGUUCACACUUAAAAGAACACUCCAAACAUCUAAAGCCCUUUAGUUUGCUGAAGUGUUUUAUGUGUGAAGAGUGUGUACUUUUUUUUUGUUUUUAAACAUAAAAUGCUGAUUUCAAUGGAAAUGUUUACACUUUUAUAGAGUAACUUUGUUACACCCCCUUGACUUUCAAACAGAGAAUAGGUCCUGUUACUUCCUGGUUUGGUUAGCUCAGUGGCGCUAAACUCAAGAGGCAGCAAAUGCCCAGAGCACCUGCCUUGCAAAGACUUCAUUGAGCUGCACUGGGAAGUCUGUGAUUGGACAGCCACAGAAAGUCUGGGUGAGAAGGAAACGGCUUGCAAUGGCUGUAGACAAACGAUUUGUAGCUUUUGCAAACUGUUUUGAUCAAUACUGCCAAUGAAAAAAAUGCAUAAUUGACUAUAUAAAUCAAAUAAUAUCGGGGGAUAAAAUUAAAUCAUUUGAAAAUUUGAUACAAGAAUUUUCAUUACCUAGGAAUGAGUGGUAUAAUUAUUUAAGAAUCAGAGGCUUUAUUAAACAAUUUUUGUUACACCGACCUAUAGCGGGUAUAGAAAAUUUGAUAGUUCUAUUAAGAAAUGAGAAUGUACCGCAAAUAGUUUCAAAGGCAAGGACUGCUCUUCUUCAACUUGUAGCACCAAAUUUAAAUAUAAACAUUCAAAAAUGGAGUAAAGAGUUAAAUGUACAGAUUCUUAAGUCUGAAUGGGAUCAAGUUUUAUACCAAACAAGUAAAAUAAUUCAUUGUCUGAACCUUCUUGAGGUAUUAUUUAAAUUAAUGAACUGCUGGUAUUUAGUUCCCACCAGAUUGUCCAAAAUGUAUACUCCUAAUUCCUCAAUGUGUUGGAGAUGCAAUGAUAAAGAGGGGACUUUUGGACAUAUAUGGUGGGAUUGUAGUAAGGUGAAAAUUCUGUGGUUUAUGGCUUUUGAAUCAUUGGAGUAUAUUACAGAAAUAAAAAUCCCUAGAGGUCAUCAUAAUGGUCUAUUUCACUUAAACUUGCAAUCACUCCUUUUUAAGAAUAAAUUUAUAUAUGUCCAUUUCGUAGCAGCGACAAAAAUAAUAAUUGCAAGGAACUGGAAGAGUAGUGCAAAUUUUACACAAGCCCAAUUAUAUUCACAAGUUCAAUACCAAUUAACCAUGGAGGCCUUGGGACAUCAGUCAAUAAAAAUCAGAGAUGUUAGUAAUUUCUGGAAAGAAAAAAUGGAGAGUUUGGUCAAAUAAAACCCUGGACAAAAUAAAUAGAAUAGUUUUUUUACAUCUUUUCCUUUUUAUUAUUUUAAGGCAGUGAAAUAGAGGUGCCACUGAUAUACCCCAAGUAGAGUCUGUAAUGCAUAUUUGUUUUUGUAUGUUUGUUAUGCACAUCAUGCUAAUGAAGUUUGCAAAGCUAAUUAUUCAAUAUAAGUAAUAAUAAAUAGUGAAAUAGGAUGACUAUAAUGGGUGAUGAAACUCUAAUUUUAGAGGGAAGGCUGGAUAAAAAUUAUGUCAUGUACUGUUUCUGUUAUAUGGUACUUGGAUUAGUUUAAGGAAAUAAUAUUAUUGAGUAAAGAAAUGGGGAAUAAGCAAUAAUAUUGUAUAAUAUUUAAUGCGUAUGUAUAUAUGUAAUACCAUAUGUCUUAUCUAACAAGUGCUAAAUGCUUAUAUUUUUAUGACUUUUAUAUUAGUAUGAUGAUGGUAAUGUCUUGUACGUCUAAGUAAGAAAAACGAAAUAAAUAAAUUAUAAAAAAAAAGAAAAAAGAAAAAAAUGCAUAAUUAAAUGAAUGCAUGUUUUCAUUGGGAUAUAUCUACUAAACCGUGUUUUAAUUGUAUUUGAAAUGUAUGUGUAUUUAACAUUAAUACAGGAAGUUUAUAGGAGGGUACCAAAGCAGAAUCAUAUAGCGUGAGCAACACAUGGUAAAAUGGGCAGCUGAGACUGGAAACCCCCAGGUGAAAGUUCCAGUUCUGUAAUGAGAUUUAAUUUAGAUCUCAUUCGAUUUUUAUCAUCCUAUUGUAUAUAGAUCAAAAUAAAGCAGAAUGUUGAUAUAUCACUGCACUAUAUGUCUAACAGCCAUCGUUUAUCUCAGAUUUUGUCUCUUGCAGGUGCAGACAACAUGGGUUAUGUUGAGAAUCCCUGAAAUGGAAACUCCCACUGGAACUCAUUACAACAAUCUGAUAUCACUGUACUGUUCAAUAUAGGGAGAGGGAUAUUCUUAUUUUUUUUCCAGACUUAACUCAAAAUGUUGUACUGUUUCUUUGGUGUAUAGUUACUUGGCAUGGCUAAAUCUUAUACUGCAAUAUGGGUUGCAGUACUCUGGCCCUGUUCAUUAGAGCAGUGGUCCCCAACCCAGGCCUCAUGGACCAGUAAGAUUUAUGUAUUUCCCUUUUUUAUUCAAAUGGAGAUACUGACGAAACCUAAACUCAAGGAUGGAAAUGAUCUCCAUUCUAAAAUCUGGGAAUAUUUACCUAAAAUACCGUAUUCCCAUGUUUCACGGAUAUUCUGUAAUCAGUAAGUGGAAAGGAUGUCCCAGCCAAUACCUGAUGUCCCGUUGCCUACUAUGGUAAACGCACUGCAUAUGUAUGAUAUUAAACGUGCUUGUGCUGUGCUUUCGUAAACGAAAUCAGAGCUGUACAGUAAGCAUUAGUGGGAGUCAGUUGUUACAAUAUUGCGCAAUCCACUCCCAGUGUUUGUGCAGUAUUUAAGCUAAAGCCGGGCUGUACAUUUUGUACAGCUUGUAUAGCAAAGAGAUAGUGUUCUAACUUUGACUCAAUCUGUAUAUAUAAUGUGUGUGCAUAUAUAUACAUUGAUCAUAAUGGUAAAUGUUGUGCUCCUUUAAACCUCAUCUACCAUAUCCAGACUGUGAAAAUGUGCAGACCUGGUGGAUCCCGAGAACUCAUUUUGUUAAGAUAAAUCUUUUGAGGGCCGGAGAUAAACUUUGCUGUACAGUGCAUUUAAUACACUUGCAGCACUGCCAAUGCAUCAUUUCAAGUUUGAGUGCUCCAUUUCUUGCAGUUGUUUGAAUUCAAGGCCUUUUAAAGAAAUGUGACGUGUUUAUCACACAAGCUGUAGUCCUGAAUGCCUUAGAAGCAACACUGAAAGAGAAGUGCUUAAAAUGUGGGUCUACACCAUCUAAAGGUUCCAAAGAGGUUGUUAGACUGUUGUUAGACUGUUUUCACUUUUUUACAUGUAUGCUGUAUAACUUUAGUGUGCUAGUUAAUGAGACUGAAACUGCUUUUUGAUUAUACCACGGGUGUACUUUUUUAAUUAAAAUGAACAGCAUUGUUUCUGAGUGGUUUAUAUUAUUAAAAGGAAACUAUAGUCACCAGAACCACUACGG
This is a messenger RNA of Pelobates cultripes (western spadefoot toad), 29533 nucleotides long. The record is from the annotation of a GenBank genome assembly. Lineage: Eukaryota; Metazoa; Chordata; Amphibia; Anura; Pelobatidae.